GCAGCUUCCAGAGCGCGGGUCCCGGACUGUGGGUCUCCGUCCUGGUCGGGUCACCUCACGGACGAGCUUUCCGGGGGGGAUCCUGUCCGCGGGGGUCGCCGCACCGACAAGCCCUCCGGAGUCGGCUCCCGUGUCAGGAAAAGCCGCGGUUUUUCGGAGUGGUUUGAGUUGUCUUUUUAUGAACAGCGCUGCCAGAGACCGUUGAAAAAUCAACACCCAUGGAUUUUAUCUGACUGUGUAGAUCAGGUUUUUUUAUUCUGGAUAUCAUGGUAACAGUACAGGAAAUAUGCAUUAUUUCUCAUGUCUGCAAGUAGUCUUCACUGCUGAAGGAAGCAAUUUUUUAAGCUACAGCCAAAUUCAUUUUGGUACCUUUUAUGGAAAUCUUGAUUUUGUUUUUACUUUUUUAUAACCUUUUGCAAAGGGUAUGAACAAGCAAAGAGCUCAUCUCAUUAGGCAAGUCCACAUUAAUAAGAAUGCCUAGAAGAGGGUUGAUUCUUCAGACCCGGACCCACUGGCUACUGUUGGGUCUUGCUUUACUCUGCAGUUUGAUAUUAUUUUUAUACCUUCUGGAAUGUGCCCCCCAGACUGAUGGAAAUGCAUCUCUUCCUGGUAUCAUUGGGGAAAAUUAUGGUAAAGAGUAUUAUCAAGCCCUCCUACAGGAGCAAGAAGAACAUUAUCAAACCAGAGCAACCAGUCUGAAACGCCAAAUUGCCCAACUGAAACAAGAACUACAAGAAAUGAGUGAGAAGAUGAGAUUUUUGCAGGAGAGAAAGAAUGCAGGGGCUAAUGGCAUAGGCUAUCAAGGCAACAAAGAACAAGCACCUAGUGAUCUUUUAGAGUUUCUUCAUUCACAAAUUGACAAAGCUGAAGUUAGCAUAGGAGCCAAACUACCUAGUGAGUAUGGAGUCAUUCCCUUUGAAAGUUUUACCUUAAUGAAAGUAUUCCAGUUGGAAAUGGGUCUCACUCGCCAUCCUGAGGAAAAGCCAGUUAGAAAAGAUAAGCGAGAUGAAUUGGUUGAAGUUAUUGAAGCUGGCUUGGAGGUCAUUAAUAAUCCUGAUGAAGAUGAUGAACAGGAAGAUGAGGAUGGUCCCCUUGGAGAGAAACUGAUAUUUAAUGAAAAUGACUUCAUAGAAGGUUAUUAUCGCACUGAGAGAGAUAAGGGCACACAGUAUGAACUAUUUUUUAAGAAAGCAGACCUUAUGGAAUAUAGACACGUGACUCUUUUUCGCCCUUUUGGACCUCUCAUGAAAGUGAAGAGUGAGAUGAUUGACAUUACUAGAUCAGUUAUUAAUAUCAUCGUGCCACUUGCUGAAAGAACUGAAGCAUUUGCACAGUUUAUGCAGAACUUCAGGGAUGUAUGUAUUCAUCAGGACAAGAGAAUUCAUCUCACAGUGGUGUAUUUUGGUAAAGAAGGACUUUCUAAAGUCAAGUCUAUCCUAGAAUCUGUCGCAAGUGAGUCUAAUUUUCACAAUUACACCUUGGUCUCAUUGAAUGAAGAAUUUAAUCGUGGACGAGGACUAAACGUGGGUGCCCGAGCCUGGGACAAGGGAGAAGUCUUGAUGUUUUUCUGUGAUGUCGACAUAUAUUUCUCAGCCGAAUUCCUUAACAGCUGCCGAUUAAAUGCUGAGCCAGGUAAGAAGGUGUUUUACCCUGUGGUGUUCAGUCUUUACAACCCUGCCAUCGUUUAUGCCAACCUGGAUGUGCCCCCACCUGUGGAACAGCAGCUGGUUCACAAAAAGGAUUCUGGCUUUUGGCGAGAUUUUGGAUUUGGAAUGACUUGUCAGUACCAAUCAGAUUUCCUGACCAUUGGUGGAUUUGAUAUGGAAGUAAAAGGUUGGGGUGGAGAAGAUGUUCAUCUGUAUCGAAAAUACUUACACAGUGACCUGAUGGUGGUUCGGACUCCGGUUCCUGGCCUUUUCCACCUCUGGCACGAGAAGCGCUGUGCUGACGAGCUGGCCCCCGAGCAGUACCGCAUGUGCAUCCAGUCCAAAGCCAUGAACGAGGCCUCGCACUCGCACCUGGGGAUGCUGGUCUUCAGGGAGGAGAUCGAGACGCACCUUCACAAGCAGGCGUACAGGACAAAUGGCGAAGCUGUUGGCUAAUGUCGUCAUUGACACAUUAUCUGAACCACAAACCAGGACUAUUUGUUUAGCCUUAAUUCCAAUUCCAGAUGCAGUGCCUCUUUCAGGAAGACAUGCUUUUGUGUUCUUGCUGAUGUUACUUCAGCAGUUUAACUUGGUGUGAGAAGAAAAAGCAGCAUUGCAAUGCAGAGUCUCUUUUUCUGAGCAUACCUCACUAUGGAUCAUUGACAAAUCAAAAUCUGGUAUUUGUUCUGAGAGUAGUCUUGAGUUAGUUUCUACCUGGCUUCAUGUUCUGAUGUGUAUCCUGGUUGCAUCUGGGCUGAGGGGUGAAAUGUGUUGUGCUCAAGGUAGGUUGGAGCAUCCUGUUCCUUUAGAGAGGAUGGAGUGUUAUGGAUGGAGUGUGUCAACAAGGGUUCUUCACCUGCUGACCACUGAGUCAACCUGCUUGGUUUUAAAUGAAGAUCUUUGGUCAUUUGCUUAAAGAAUCCUUUUUCACUGAAGCAGAGUAUAACUAAAUGACAUACCUAAAUUCCCAACUAAUGAAGAGCAGGCAGAGAUAAAAAUUCCUCAGCUUUGUGUUGCCUAGCCCCCUGAAUGUCUAUUUUUAAACAAAUGGGUAAUAGUAGAAAAUACUAAGGAUAGAAUCUAUCACUUGAUUAAAAAUAUAAUGUGUUACAAAUUUAUCAUCAUGUUCAGGAUUAGGAGUCAGAGUUGCUAUAGCCUGUUCUGAACAAUAAAUAUGGAAGCACCUUAAACGUAACAGUUAGUUAUGCUGGAGUACAGGACACCGGGGGUGUCUGGGAACAUCAGUUUACGUGAGCCACGGCUCUAGCAGGGCCUUCUUGUGACUCAGAGUAGAUGAACAUAGCAUAGCGUUGUGUGUUUCUUGCUUUGUGUUGUCUCAUUUAGCAUGGAUCCAUAUGUUUGUUUUAUCCUUUUUGUCUUCUAUGUUAAUUAUGCUACAUCUGUAUUUACAUUAUUAUAAUACUUAGAGUGGAGGGGAGAAAAACCAAGCAAUUUAAUGAGGUAUGCCAUAAGAUCAUACCGAUUCAAGGAAAGGGGCAGAACAGAACAUUGUCUAAAUGGAAAUCUGAAUUAUAGAGUAUUUUAGGGAAUAUAUAACUUGCAGAUAGAAUGAUGUUUUAAUUGAGGUAUAAAUUAUAUUAAUGAGACAAGAUGAGGAAGCAGUUACAUUCAGAUAGGACUGUACUGUGCUGUUUAUCACACAUGGAUCUUUUGCCAUAGGGUCAAGCACUAUAUCCACAAAUUGGAGAUGUGGUGAAAGGCAUGCAUAGAUUUUUGAACCUUUGGCUUUUCAAAGGGACCUAUACGGAAUUCUUUCUAUUGUAUAUAAACCCCUGAAAAUUCAUGGAAGACAAAUCAUUAUUCUUUUUGCUCUGUAUAUCAUAUCAUCUGAAAUAUUAUAAGUCCCAAAUUUCUUGGUGCUACAUGAAUUCAAUUUUACAGUAACUCUUACUGUUCUUUUAAGUAUUAAAUUGGGAUAGCAUUUAGACUUGGUUUUUUAAGAUGUGUAAAAUGUUCUCUGCAAAAUUGUUCAGGUCAUUGUCUCCUUUUAUAUACAGUUAUUUAUUGUAAAGACCAGUGAAUUAAGAUAUUUAAAGUGAGAGAACCUAAUUAUUUACAGAAGUGAGUUGUAGUUUGUUUUUUGACAGAACCAAAUGAAUUUUUUCUUCUUUUUUAAAAAACAGGCUUUUAAUUUAAAUAUGGAAGCUAAGCAAUGGAAACUUUACUAUGUUUUUGAUAGUAAAAGAUACCAAUAAAGUAUUUUAUUAUCAAAAGUUAAAUCAAAAUGUGAUAAGCUAAUUUCUUUCUGUUGAAAAGUAUCAAAUACAGAAAAUUGCAUGACAUAUAACUGUGUACUUUAAAGAAUAGUGAUGCCAACACCAGUGUAGCAGCUAUUCAGAUUUGAAUCUCAAACUUUGUUGAUGAAAGGCCUCUGUGUGCACUUUCUUAAUCACAUACCCUCACUCUGACCGUAUUAGUCACUAUCCUGAUGAUUUUUGUGAUAAUUUUUCACUUAUUUUUCUUCACUGUUUUCCCAACUAUGUAUGUAUAUCUACACAAUAGACUAUUUUACCUGUUUUGAAUUAAUAUGUGUAUUAAUUCAUCAUAUAUUCUCUAACAGUCAGUGGUUUUUUUUUGUUCGUUCAUGUUAAUCUCAAAGUUAAUUCAUUUUAAUUACUGAUUAGGAUUCCACUAAAUGAAUAUACUGCAGUAUUCUUUCUACUCUUGAUAGAUAUUUGGAUCACUCGUUUUUUUUGUCGUUUGUUUCCUUAUUUGCUUUGGCUGUCACAAGCAAUGUUGCCAUGAAUACUGCUGUGUAUGUCUCUUACGAGCAUUUGAGAACUUCUCUAGGAGUAAUGAUGCUAAGUCACCAGUUGUGUGUAUAUUCAACUUACUUCCCAAAGUGGACCACUUCCAGCACUGUAAGAGAUUCACUUUGCAUCCCUGGCAAUACUUAAUUAUGUCAAACUUUUUAAUUUUUGCUAAUCUAGUGGGCCUUAGGCAUGAAUUGUAGUUAUAAUUUUCAUUUCCAGUCUUUUUGCCCAUUAUUAUAAGUUCAUAGGAAUUCUUCACAUAUUCUGAGUACUAAUUCUUACUGGUUAAAUAUUUGCAAAUAUCUUCUCUGGGAUGUGACUGUCCUUUCCCAUUCUUCAUGGUACUUUUUGAUGAAUAAAAAUUAACUUUAAUAUGUUUAGUUAAUCUUUUUCCCUUUAUGUAUUCUUUUUAUUGUUAAUUUUUGACAUCAUAAUGGAGAAAAGUAUUUUAAAGCUGUUGUUCUGUAUUAUCUUCUGCGUACCUCAUACAUAGCUUUAUUCUGAAGGAUUGUCAUGGUUAUUUGUAACCUUUGUACUUUCAUAAAAGUUUUAGAAUAAGCUUGUUAA
Messenger RNA from Cervus elaphus (red deer), 4987 nucleotides. It is a transcript of the gene CSGALNACT2, whose product is annotated as chondroitin sulfate N-acetylgalactosaminyltransferase 2. The transcript is spliced from 8 exons. Gene Ontology annotation, cellular component: Golgi cisterna membrane. The record is from RefSeq and is a predicted model, not a curated record. Gene Ontology annotation, molecular function: glucuronosyl-N-acetylgalactosaminyl-proteoglycan 4-beta-N-acetylgalactosaminyltransferase activity. Lineage: Eukaryota; Metazoa; Chordata; Mammalia; Artiodactyla; Cervidae. Bases 474 to 2102 code for a protein of 542 amino acids.